Molecule: messenger RNA, 1269 nt
Organism: Daphnia pulicaria
Lineage: Eukaryota; Metazoa; Arthropoda; Branchiopoda; Diplostraca; Daphniidae
Product: zinc metalloproteinase nas-1-like
Exons: 9
Coding region: 123-1010 (295 amino acids)
Biological process (GO): proteolysis
Molecular function (GO): zinc ion binding; metalloendopeptidase activity
Source: RefSeq, a predicted model, not a curated record
UGCAAACGUCCCAUCAGUUAGCGCUGAGCAAGCGCUAUCAAAGUUUCGUCUCGCCCGCCUUCUGAAACGAGCUGAAAAAAGGCUAGAGGAUCUUCAGUGUAAACCGGUAUAUUGAGGGCAAGAUGCGGCGCACGAUAGCAAAUGUUUGGGUGGUUUGGGUGGUGGUUUGUGUCCAUCUAGAACUCGUCAAAGCGAAGCCCGUUUCGACAGGGGAAGAGGAAAACAGCAAUCAGACUGAUGAAUUUUCUAUCGGAGAGCCAUUAACAAAAGAAGAAUUCGCAAGCAAUAUCACCGUCAGAGAAGGAGAAAUUGAAUCACAAGAUUUUAUUCCGUGGGACAAACAAGAUCCCGGUCUUUUCGGUGGCGACAUGAAGUUAUCGGGAGGGAAAACCGGAAUUGUGAGCCUCAAAGAGCGUUGGCCGGAUGCGUUAAUUCCUUACACAAUCUCAGCCAGUUACACGCCCAGACAGCGGGAAAUCAUUGCUUCUGCCAUGAACGCACUCCAUCAAAACACCUGCAUCCGUUUCGUUCCACGGGCAUCCGAAAAAGAUUACGUCAGAAUCACCAAAACGGGAGGAGGUUGCUGGAGUGAAGUUGGCAUGAUCGGAUUGGGAAGACAGACAUUGAGUCUCGACGACAGGUGUAUCCUAGCUUCCAUUCCGGGACUCAUUGUCCACGAGCUGAUGCACACUCUUGGAUUUUACCACGAACAUCAGCGUCCAGAUCGCGACGAGUUUGUGUCGAUCAACUUGAAAAACGUCGAACCGAAAAAUAGAGGUUACUUUCAAAAGAUGAGCGAAUGGGAUUUUCUGACUUUGAAAUUUUCUUACGAUUACGGUUCAGUGACUCAUUAUCCAUCAAAUGCUUUCGCUAAAGAUUCUAAAAUACCAGUCAUCCUGAAGCUCAACAGCAAAAAUCCUUACAUAGCAAACAGAAAAGCAGUUAGCCCGGUGGACGUCGAGAAACUAAACGAUUGGUACUGCGGGUCCUCUGAUGAUUAUUUGUCUUAAAAACAAAACCAUCUGCUCUUUCCGCAAUUAAAUGUUAGCUCGUCUAUACUCUCCCGUCCGGCCUGCGAGCUGUGACGUUCCCGUUGACUGUGCAAUCCUCAUCUGACUAUUCUGUUCACUCCCAAAUAUUUUUUUAACGGUUAAAGUUUUUUUUUAAUGAUUAAAUUUGUUUUAAUGAUUAUUUGAACGAACCGCAAGUGAAAUUUUAUGCUAAUAAAUUCUACCGCAAAAAUUGUUGUCACAUUGAUACUAAAAAUUG